AUGUCUCCUUCAGGUAGACCACGGCCCCUGAGCCUCAUGUUUCUUUUGGGGAUGGGGAUGGCAUCAGAGAGGAUCAACUGCCCAAGAAGGUGUAGCUGUCAGUACCUGGAAGUGAACUGCACAGGGCAGCAGUUGCAGGAGUUCCCUGUGGCCAUCCCGCUGGAUACCAGGCAGCUGAUUCUGGCAGCAAACAACAUCUCGUACCUGCCCGCAGUGGAAUUGAGCUUCUUGGCUGAUUUGGUCUACCUGGACUGCAAGAAGAACCUCUUAGGGCAUGACCUGGAUUUCACUUUCAUUGGUGUGGCCAAGCUUGUCUAUUUGGACCUCAGCUUCAACAGUCUCACACAAGUCACCUUCAGCACCUUCUCACCCCUCCUCAGCCUGGUGGUACUGAAGAUCUCGGACAAUCCCAACCUUGUGGCCAUUGAGAAGGAUGCUUUUGCCAACAACACCUGGCUGAGGCACCUGGAUGUGAGCCGGACAGGCUUAACAUUCCUGGACACCGGCACUGUCCAAGACCUGCCCAACCUGAGGUUUCUGGGACUCAGUGACAACCUGUGGCACUGCAACUGUUCCUUUCUGGACUUCAUCACCUGGAUGACAGAGAGCAACAUUAAUUUUCCAGAUGCUGACAAUGUCACUUGCUAUACCCCAGAAGGCUUGCAUGCCCUGAAAAUGCCUGCAGUGGAAGCACAGCUCCACUUCAACUGUCUGACCCAGCUGUACAAGCAAGACUACAUCUUUCUGUGUCUCGCUGGGUUCUGCAUAUUCUUUGCUGGCACCGUGGCAGCCUGGCUGGCUGGCAUCUGUGCUGUCAUCUAUGAAGUCCACAUCUCAAAGGGAGAGGAGGGGGAGGAGGAAGACACAGUCACUUAG
Molecule: messenger RNA, 876 nt
Organism: Nestor notabilis (Kea)
Lineage: Eukaryota; Metazoa; Chordata; Aves; Psittaciformes; Psittacidae
Gene: LRRC52
Product: leucine rich repeat containing 52
Exons: 2
Coding region: 1-876 (291 amino acids)
Cellular component (GO): voltage-gated potassium channel complex
Molecular function (GO): potassium channel activator activity; transmembrane transporter binding; voltage-gated potassium channel activity
Source: RefSeq, a predicted model, not a curated record